Adineta ricciae is the source of this 399-nucleotide messenger RNA. The record is from the annotation of a GenBank genome assembly. Lineage: Eukaryota; Metazoa; Rotifera; Eurotatoria; Adinetida; Adinetidae.
AUGUUCUCUUCACAAGCAUGUUCAGGUUUACACUCUCAUCAGAAAUUAUCUCCAUGUCGAUGGUCGACAUCUGCUGCGUCGUUAGGUGGUCAACGUGGAAGUACACUGCUUGAUCCAGCUGUUCAAAAGCCGCUGCAGUUACUGGCAUACAAAAAUGCUCACCCGAAGCGACAUUUAGUAUGUGCAACUAUUUCCACACUGUUAUUUUUUGCGACAGGUGUUGUUGCCGUUUUCUAUGCUGCCAAAUCAUUUCAUUGCCAAAGACAUGGCCAUUAUGAGCAAGCAUUGAUACAUUCAAGGCGAUCGUUAUCGUGGUCUUUGGCUACAUAUGUGAUUGCUUUGUUCAUUUAUUUAACUAUCGGUUUGUUUAUUUUUAUUCGUUCAAUUGAUCAUCAUUGA